Molecule: messenger RNA, 1395 nt
Organism: Anopheles gambiae (African malaria mosquito)
Lineage: Eukaryota; Metazoa; Arthropoda; Insecta; Diptera; Culicidae
Product: pancreatic triacylglycerol lipase-like
Exons: 2
Coding region: 283-1305 (340 amino acids)
Biological process (GO): lipid metabolic process
Molecular function (GO): lipase activity
Source: RefSeq, a predicted model, not a curated record
UGUCCAAUUCGAACAGCUCCCACACCGCUUCCAAAUUCCCAGUGUAAUGUGCUGUGCGUUUCGACUCUCUCGAAUCUACUACUAAUCGGUGCAGGUGGUGAUAAGGGGGCUCGUUCGUUGCCUUUUUUGUGUAUACUUGCUUUCGUCUCCAAUAGGACCUUGAGACGGGGAGGUGCGAACGCCAGCACUGGUGUGUUUUGAGGGUGCUAUAAAACCGCCCUCCUAAACUACGGAUUGCUGUCAGUCAGAUUAAACCAGUCGACAUCUGCUACCUGCUUCGAGAUGUACAAGUACAGUGCCGUCCUGCUGCUGCUUGGGCUAGUGGCCGCUGCUAGUGCCGCUUCCCUGUCCACACCUGCCCCGGAUAGCUGGAUGCUAAUCCCGGACGGCAAUGGACGGUUACAUCUGGCCAACCUGAACCCCUACAACAUGGACGAAACCGUGCCGGAGCCUCACUUUACUGCCGCCACCGAUACGAUCUUCCGGCUCUACACCCGCAGCAACCGCGACACGCCACAGGUUGUGGGGCUGAACGAUGCCGGUUCGCUGUCCGGCUCGAACUUCAAUGCGGCCCAUCCGACCCGCUUCAUCAUUCACGGCUGGAACAAUGAUGGCUUCUCGGAGGUGAACAUGAUCCUGAAGGAUGCGUGGCUGGACCGGGGCGACUUUAACGUGUUCACCGUCGAUUGGGGUGUCGGUGCGCAGACGAUCAACUACCCGUUCGCUCGGGCACGUGUCGGUGCGGUCGGUAACGUGGUGUCGACGUUCAUCAACUUCCUGCAGGCGAACACGGGCAUCACGUUCGCCAGUGUCAGCAUUGCGGGCCACAGUCUCGGGGCGCACGCGGCCGGCAAUGCCGGUUUCUUCCAGUUCGGUCGGCUGAACACGAUCUUCGGAAUGGAUCCCGCGCUGCCACUGUUCUCGCUGGACAGCAACGAUCGUCUGACGCUGAACGAUGCACAGUACGUGGAAUCGAUCCACACCAAUGCGGGACUGCUUGGGUUCGAUCUGCCGCUGGGACAGGCGUCGUUCUACCCGAACGGUGGCCGUACCCAGCCGGGCUGUGGCGUUGACAUUACUGGUGCCUGUGCGCACGGUCGUGCGUAUGAGUUUUUGGCUGAGUCGAUCGUGUCCGGUGGCUUCACGUCGGUUCGGUGCGGCUCGUACGACGAGAUCCUUACCGGUAACUGUUCCGUGCAGGGUGCCAGCCGUCCGAUGGGUGGCGAACCGUCCAACUUCGGCACCGGCACCGAGGGUGUGUUCACGCUCUCGACCCGUGCGGCGGCUCCAUUCUCGCUGGGAUAAACGAAAAGAAGGAAUCACGCCCCACACACGGCUUUUGUGUGUAAUUGUAGAAAUAAAUAAGGCUUAUAUGUAAGCACGAUUAAUUAUCAA